CACCCUUGUCUCAUUUUCAUCAUUCACAUUCACAUUCACACAAAUUUUUUUUACAAUGCCUCUCCUUUCCUUUCUUUGUUUUCUUUUUUUCAUAAUAGUUUCCCAAGCCAAAGUCAGAGGACUUGCAUCAUGUGAUAACAACAGAGGCAACUACACAGCCAACAGCACCUACGACAACAACCUCAAAACCCUUAUAUCUAGUUUCUAUUCUCAUAAAGAAAUUAACUACGGUUUCUACAAUUUCUCGUAUGGCCAGGAUCCAAACAAAGUAUAUGCCAUUGCAAUGUGUAGUGGAGAUCUUAACCCCAAUGAGUGUCUAACAUACCUAAACAGUUCUUUUACCGAUCUUAGAGAGCAGUGUCCAAAUCAAAAAGAGGCGAUUGUUUGGAGUGGGAGUUUAACUUUGUGGUACUCUAAUCGCUCAAUAUUUACGACAGUAGAAUAUAAACCUACAAAGGGUGUUGUAAAUGGGGGAGUUGUACCCGACGUGGACAAGUUUAGCGAAGCACUGAAUAAACUCUUGACAGAUAUUAAAGACAAAGCUGCAGCAGGUGACUCCCGUCUUAAAUAUGAUGCAGCUAAGUAUGAGAAUGCAAAUUUUAAGACUAUAUAUGGUGCUGUGCAGUGUGUGCCUGAUUUGUCAUCGCAACAAUGCAUUGAUUGCUUGGAAGAUAUAAUUUCAGCAAUUCCAAUUUGUUGUAAUGGCAGGAAAGGAGCACGAAUUUAUAAACCAAGUUGCCAUCUUAGAUAUGAAAUUUAUAACUUCUCUAAUGCUACCGUUGAGUUAUACUCAGUUGCAAAUCCACCAUCACAAUCCACCACUAACACUUCUUCAUCAGGACACAACAAAACACGUACUGUCAUCGCCAUAGCUGUGCCAUCUAUUUUUGUGGUUUUGGUAGCUAUUCUUAUAUGUUUCUGUUUGCGGGUGAGAAAACCAAAACACAGUUUUGAAGCUAACAAUGAAGAAUACGAAGACGAUGGAGAAGAUGAAAUAAUGGUUGUUGAGUCAUUGCAAUUUAGCUUUGAUAUCAUACAAGUUGCUACAAAUCACUUUUCAAAUUCAAAUAAAAUUGGGCAUGGAGGAUUUGGAGAUGUUUAUCGGGGUAAACUUUCUAAUGGACAAAAGAUUGCGGUCAAAAGGUUAUCAAUAGAUUCUGCUCAAGGAGACAGGGAAUUUAAAAAUGAAGUAACAUUAGUAGCCAAACUUCAACAUCGGAAUUUAGUCAAGCUACUUGGUUUCAGUCUAGAAGGAAGAGAAAGAUUACUUAUUUAUGAAUUUGUUGUGAAUAAAAGUCUAGAUUACUUCAUAUUCGAUCCGACAAAAAAAGCAUUGUUGAAUUGGGCCAAUCGCUAUGAAAUCAUAAGAGGUAUUGCACGAGGUCUUCUUUAUCUCCACGAGGAUUCUCGCUUGCGUAUUAUUCAUCGUGAUCUCAAAGCAAGUAACAUUCUCUUAGACAGUGAGAUGAAUCCUAAAAUAGCUGAUUUUGGAUUGGCAAAGUUGUUUGUUCUGGAUCAAACUCAAGGAAAUACUAAUAGAAUUGUUGGAACCUAUGGAUAUAUGGCACCAGAAUAUGCAAUGCACGGACAAUUUUCUGUAAAAUCUGAUGUAUUUAGUUUUGGAAUAUUGAUUCUUGAGAUAAUAAGUGGUCAGAAAAAUAAUAUUUGCAUUGGAAAUGAUGUUGAGUACCUACUAAGUUAUGCAUGGAAAAGCUGGAAUGAGGGAAGAGCUACAAAUAUUAUAGAUCCAUCAUUACAUAACAUUUCACAAAAUGAAAUAAUGAGAUGCAUUCAUAUUGGUUUACUAUGUAUUCAAGAAGAAGUGGAAGCCAGACCAACCAUGGCUAGUGUUGCACUCAUGCUUAAUAGUCAUUCUCUCACUCUUUCAAUACCAACGAAACCCGCAUAUUUUUAUGGAAGUGAAACUAGAAACUUACCAAAUAUCCAGAUAUCGGGUGGAAAUCCUAGUGGAUCACAUGAAUCGAUUAACCAGGUUUCAAUUACUGAUCCAUACCCGCGAUAGAUUUUAUUCAUAAGAGUGAUAUAUUCUUUUGCGAGGAAACCAAAUUGGUUUAUAAUAUUACAAAGUAGAUCUCUCUUUAAUUUUGGAAUAUCUUUGAGUUUAUAAUGUGGUGGAUUAACGAGUAUAGUAAAGUCGUGUACUUUUUAAAUUCAUUAAAUAAAGUGCAAAUGCAUUAAAUGUUUGUGUAAAUAUUUAUGCAUUAUGAUUUUUUAUAUUUAUUAUAUGGUCAACAACUUUUGAGGUUUUCAGGAAAGAAGUGUGG
Messenger RNA from Vicia villosa (hairy vetch), 2285 nucleotides. RefSeq names its product cysteine-rich receptor-like protein kinase 44. Gene Ontology annotation, biological process: protein phosphorylation. NCBI's taxonomy places the organism in Eukaryota, Viridiplantae, Streptophyta, Magnoliopsida, Fabales, Fabaceae. The transcript is spliced from 7 exons. Gene Ontology annotation, molecular function: protein kinase activity; ATP binding. Bases 56 to 2023 code for a protein of 655 amino acids. The record is from RefSeq and is a predicted model, not a curated record.